Molecule: messenger RNA, 3069 nt
Organism: Sporothrix schenckii 1099-18
Lineage: Eukaryota; Fungi; Ascomycota; Sordariomycetes; Ophiostomatales; Ophiostomataceae
Exons: 2
Coding region: 1-3069 (1022 amino acids)
Biological process (GO): regulation of DNA-templated transcription
Cellular component (GO): nucleus
Molecular function (GO): transcription cis-regulatory region binding; DNA-binding transcription factor activity, RNA polymerase II-specific
Source: RefSeq, a predicted model, not a curated record
AUGGAGGGCAUCCGGCCAACAGGAUCGGUACAGAGCGGCAAUGGCGGCACGACGGGGAACCAUAACAGCCAAACCGGUCAUCCGACUUCUGGAAAUCCGCACAUGUCCAAUGGUCGCAUAAACGGACAUUCGGCCGGUGGUAAGACACAGCAGCGUGCGGCACCCAAGCCGACGCGUGUGGCCGAGCUAGAGCGUCGCCUUGAGGACCUGACGUCGCGGCUUGACUCUGUGAGUCAGCAGCAGAAGCUGCACAACGAGAUCAACCCGCCCGAGUCCAAUGACCCAAACCACCGCUCCAGUCCGUUGGAUAUCUUCCGCCUCAAGGCGCACUGGGGCUACAUGUACCCUGCACGGCACCUCUUCCCCACUGACAACCCCAACCUACGGUCAGACGCGGCAGCGAACGACGCUCUUAAGGGUACCUUUACAUCUCGCCAGAGUUCCAUGUCACAGCAGCACGCCGGCAUCUCGCCCCCUAUGACCGUCGUCGCCUCACCCGCAUCCAACGCGCAGAACAGUAGCACGGCGUCUGGGAGGGCAUCGAAUAGCAGCAGGCACCGGGCGAAGGACGAUGCAAUGCCGGCAUCCACCUUCAUUCCCUCGUUUAUCACGCCCGGCCAGCGGAACUACUACAACCAGGCGUCUCCAGGCGCAGCAUUCUCGGCGGCCGCUAAACGGCACAGUGAGGUUGCGGCGAACAUUGCUGCAAUGGCCGGUGCAGCCUCGAAGCAGCAGCAGCGCUACUACCCGCCAACAGCCACGUCGGGCGGUGAGGGUGCAGCAACCCCGGCCAGCUUGCCUCCGCUAAAUUCGGUGAACCUGACGCCGGACAAUAUCUGGCCUAAGAACGACGACGCGGAGAUUAUGCUGUCCGAGUUCCGCAAGUUUAUGAUGCCGCUCUUCCCCUUUGUCAUUAUCCCGGAGUACGUCACAUCCGAGAAGCUGCGCAUUGGCCGCCCCACGCUGUGGAAGUCGGUCAUGAUGGCUGCCUGUCACCUUGACGGAACGCGCCAAAUCGCCAUGGGCAAUCAAUUGCUGGGUGAGGUGGCGGCAGCGGCUUUCUUGCAACCGCGCCGGACGCUCGACAUGCUGCAGGCGGUGCUUGUACUAGUCGGCUGGUUCCACUACAACAUCAACAGCUUCCAGCUGAUCAACUUCUUCUACCUGGCGCGGGCGAUGUGUGUGUCGCUCGGUAUCAGCGAGGCGCUCCCGCCCCUCACGGCAUCUUCUCGUUCCAAGAAGGCAGGUGGAGCACCUGCUGGAGCGAGUGGUGGUGAUGACGCUCAAAGUAGUUGUUUCUCCAACUUGAGACACAACAGUGCCCAGGCAGGCAACGAUGCGGACGAGACUGGCGACGUCGAUCCGCAGACCACCGACUACCCGCCCGUGGCCCUGGAGCAGAUGCGCACGUUUGCCGGCACCUUUUAUCUUGUCGCGCUGGCGACGACGACGAACAAGCGGCCCGACAUUAUGAUGAACACAGCCUACUUGGAAACAUGCUGCCAGGUCCUCGAGCGCCAGAUGGAGUACCCAUCAGACGCGUAUCUGGUGCAGCUCGUGCGCAUCCAGCAGCUGAGUCAGUCGAUUUCUGUGGCAUUUUCGUUACGCACCGACGGUGUGCAGGUGGGCAUGUCGUUUCGCCAUAUGAUGCAGAACCUGCGCCAGCAGAUUGAGGCCUUCAAGGCCCAGAUGCCGGAGGCCUACCACGACGAUGUCAACCUCGUUGGCCAUGUCCACGCGGCCGAGAUCCUUCUCUACGAAGCGGGCCUACAAGAAAUCGGCAUUGACCCGGCACUGCGCGACGAGCCCUUGUCGGCCGGCGACCGCCUGGAGCUACUGUGGGCCUGCACGUACGCCAUCAAGGACUUGAUGCGCAACCGCUUCCAAGACUACAUCACCGACCAACCGCGCUUCCUGUGCCUGUCGACAUUCGACUUUACGUAUGCCUUUUUGACCUCGCUCAAGCUCAUGACCCUGCAAGCGCCCGGCUGGGACGGCCGCCGAGUGCGAACGGAACUGGCCUUUGACGACCUCAUUGACCGCCAGAUUCUGGACCUGCAGCUGCUCGCGGAGCGUCGUAGCCAAAAGCGCUUCCGCAUCUCACCCGACGAGCCUCUUCGCCCCAGGACAACCAAUGGCGCCGGAGCCGGGACAAGCGAUGCCGUCCCAUCUCUGGUGACGGCAACGACAAGCUACAGCGGCACAAGGAGUGGAGAGUCUAGCAGCGGCAACAGCAGCAACGGGUCACCAGCCAGUUCCGAGGCAGAUGCUAUCGGCAAAGACUCGACGCCGACUGGGCACAGCAGUGAUGCGAACGGCACGAACAAUACUGGCGGAAAAGCCGACACGAGCAAGACCAAUUCCAACGAUACUAGCGACAAACAAGCGAGCAACAUUUGCCGGCCUAUGAUGGAUCCUCGCCAGGAUCCCUUUACGCGCCUGGCCGAGCGCCUAUCCGAUCUUAAGGCCAUGAUUUCCAAGGAGUUGGACAGUCUACCGGGCGACAGCAGUGGCGCCCUGAAUCCGAUUAUCAAUGGCGCCGGGCCGGCGAAUACCAUGGGCCCGCUGCCGUUUGCCACCAUGAUGGAUGCCGUGCCCUCAUCCGCCCGGACGGACCGAUCCAGCGCUCAAGAGCAGAGCCAGAGCCAGGCCCAGGUCCCCAUGCAGCAGUCUGCGAACAUGGACACGGAAAUGGCCUCGUCAUCGCCGUCAAACGUCAAUGUUGCAGGGCCCGGCGUCGCCGGCUAUGCAGGUCACAUGGACGCUCCAGACCCGCAUCCGCUGAACCUGCAGCAGCAGCAGCAACAGCCACUGCAGCCGCACCAACAGCCACUGCACUUGGCCUCACCCGGUACUGUUGAGGCAACGGCCACCGAUGCACCGCUUGAAUCCAUUGCGAUUUACUCCGAGCCGUUCCUCAGCUUUACGGACGCGACCAUUGAUUACAUGCAGAACAUGGACGGCCCCGGCCUCCCUGACUUUCUCAAUGCACCCGGAUGGGAGUCGUACAUGGACGCCAACAUGGGCACACCGGCGUAUUACGAUUCUUGGGGCCAGAUGAAUUUGUAA